CAUCCCACUUCUCCUUGCCCCUUUUGAAUUGUUCCAUCCUUUAGGCUCCUGUCCAUCCUGUCCAUCCCUUCCUCAAGCUCCAUCCCAAUUCAUCAUCCCUUCCUGCAGUAUCUGAGCCUUCCCACUCCCUCCCUCCACCCCCUCCCUGAACUGCCCUAGGGCUCUCUGCUCUCCUCCCUCCCUCCCUCCUCCUCUUCAUUCCCUCUCCUUCACUUCUCCUCUCCUGUCCCUGGAUCCCUCUUCCUGUGUGCCACCAUGACCGUGAUGGCUGGAGAGAACAUGGAUGAGACUUCUGUGCUACCUGGCCACCCCCAGGAUAGCUACCAGCCUGCUGCUCACGAUGACCAUGAGUGCUGUGAGCGCGUAGUGAUAAACAUUGCUGGACUACGCUUUGAGACACAGCUGAAGACCUUAGCCCAGUUCCCCAACACUCUGCUGGGCAACCCCAAGAAGCGCAUGAGGUACUUUGACCCCUUGCGCAAUGAGUACUUCUUUGACCGGAAUCGGCCCAGCUUUGAUGCCAUCCUCUACUACUACCAGUCGGGGGGGCGGCUUCGCCGGCCGGUCAAUGUGCCCUUGGACAUGUUCUCUGAGGAGAUCAAAUUUUAUGAGCUGGGUGAGGAGGCAAUGGAGAAGUUCCGGGAAGAUGAAGGAUUCAUCAAAGAUGAGGAGAGACCCUUGCCGGAAGGGGAGUACCAGCGCCAAGUAUGGCUCCUCUUUGAAUACCCAGAAAGCUCUGGGCCUGCAAGGGUCAUUGCAAUAGUCUCUGUCAUGGUGAUCCUCAUCUCCAUCGUGAUCUUCUGCCUAGAGACAUUACCCGAGCUGAAGGAGGACAAGGAGUAUACAGUGCAUCGCACUGACAACACCACCCAGGUCUACAAAUCCAACAUUUUCACAGACCCCUUCUUUGUCGUGGAGACCCUGUGCAUCAUCUGGUUCUCCUUUGAGCUGGUGGUGCGCUUCUUUGCUUGCCCCAGCAAGACUGAUUUUUUCAAGAAUAUAAUGAACUUCAUUGACAUUGUGGCCAUCAUCCCUUACUUCAUCACCCUGGGCACCGAGAUGGCUGAGCGGGAGGGGACUCAGAAAGGAGAGCAGGCCACCUCCUUGGCCAUCCUGAGAGUCAUCAGACUGGUAAGAGUAUUUCGAAUCUUCAAACUCUCCCGGCACUCUAAGGGCCUCCAGAUUUUGGGACAGACCCUCAAAGCAAGUAUGAGAGAGCUAGGUUUAUUAAUCUUCUUCCUCUUCAUUGGGGUGAUCUUGUUCUCUAGUGCGGUGUAUUUUGCUGAGGCUGAAGAACCUGAGUCUCAUUUCACAAGUAUCCCUGAUGCUUUCUGGUGGGCGGUGGUAUCCAUGACCACUGUGGGCUAUGGUGACAUGUACCCUGUGACAAUUGGAGGCAAAAUCGUAGGCUCCUUGUGUGCCAUCGCUGGUGUGCUGACAAUUGCCCUGCCUGUACCUGUCAUCGUGUCCAACUUCAACUACUUCUACCACCGAGAAACAGAAGGGGAAGAACAGGCUCAGUUGCUUCACGUUAGCUCCCCUAAUUUAGCAUCUGACAGUGAUCUCAGUCGCCGCAGCUCCUCCACAAUCAGCAAAUCUGAGUACAUGGAAAUCGAAGAGGAUAUGAAUAAUAGCAUAGACAAUUUUAGAGAGGCUAAUCUCAGAACUGGCAACUGCACUGUAGCCAACCAAAACUGCGUUAAUAAAAGCAAGCUGCUGACUGAUGUGUAAACAAACAAACAAACAGACACCAACCACAAUCCCCACUCACAGCUUGAAGAAUUUAGUGACACAGUCACACUUGGUAGAUGCUUUACUGAUAGUCUCUGAAUGCUUUAUUUACCUCGUAAAUGCAUUGUUGCAUUGCGAAUGGUUGUUUGUUUGUUUUGAUUUGGGUUUUCUUUUUUGGCUCAGUGAUAAGCUUCCAGGACCCAUGAAAGAUAGAAGAUUUUGUUUGUUUGUUUGUUUGUUUAUUUUUUAAAAGGCCUUUUCCACCUGAGCAGUGAUAACCAUUUGAAACUAAUUUAGCUUUAAACUAUGUGAUGCUAAGACCUAAACUUUUUCCUCUCCCGUGUCCCUUUUAUUUUGUUCAUUUUUCUUUGUUUGUUUGGUUUUGGAUGGAGUUAACUUUUUCCUCUCCUGUGUCCCUUUUAUUUUGUUCGUUUUCGGUUGGUUGAUUGGUUUUGGAUGGAGUUAACUUUUUCCUCUCCCAUGCCCCUUUUAUUUUGUUCAUUUUUGUUUGGUUGGUUGGUUUUGGAUGGAGUUAACUUUUUCCUCCCCUGUGUCCUUUUCAUUUUGUUCAUUUUUGUUUGUUUGGUUGGUUUUGGAUGGAGUUAACUUUUUCCUCCCCUGUGUCUUUUUUCUUUUGUUAAUUCUUUUGGUUGGUUUGUUUGUUUUUGGAUGGAGUUAACUUUUUCCUCUCCCAUGUCCCUUUUAUUUUGUUCAUUUUUGUUUGAUUGGUUGGUUUUGGAUGGAGUUGAACUAAGCAAAGACACUUUUUAGAGCUGCAAAGCAUAUGCAUGGAUUGCAGUACAAAUGCUCUGCAAAACUGCACAGUUGCAGGAAAGUGCAUCAAAUAAUAAUCAUAAUCAUAAUAAUUAAAGAAAAAAAAAGAUUGGCAAAAACCUGCAGCAAGCCUGUGCCAUGGUUUUUAUGAAGCAAAUUUUCCUUCUACCCUCAAAGUGACAGGUUCCAUACUUCCAACCUACAGAUCCACACAGCACCUUAUUAUUCCAAACAUACUUUAGCCUGCUCUCUUUUGCUCUCCAUAGAAGAACUAUUCUAAAAGGAAAAGAGCAAACAAACCGAAGACAAAACAUCUGCAGUGCUGCUAAGUUCUCUAACAUGCAGAUGAUCUAAACACACUUUUACUUUUCCUUUAUUUUUUUUUCCUCCCUCUCCUGCCCAGGACUGGAUCCAAAACUUUAAGCCCCUCUGUUGCAAGAUAGCACAAUGGAGUUUAAUAUCAGCAUGUUUGAAUUUGAUACUAUUUAUUUUAUAAUUGCAUGCCUGAAAUGUUACCUCAGACAAUAGCAGAUAAGCUUUCGUUUGAACUGAAUCAUCUAAAAAUAG
Pogoniulus pusillus (Red-fronted tinkerbird) is the source of this 3072-nucleotide messenger RNA. It is a transcript of the gene KCNA1, whose product is annotated as potassium voltage-gated channel subfamily A member 1. Gene Ontology annotation, biological process: potassium ion transmembrane transport; protein homooligomerization. The record is from RefSeq and is a predicted model, not a curated record. Gene Ontology annotation, molecular function: protein binding; delayed rectifier potassium channel activity. Gene Ontology annotation, cellular component: dendrite; neuronal cell body; synapse. The transcript has a single exon. Bases 256 to 1731 code for a protein of 491 amino acids. NCBI's taxonomy places the organism in Eukaryota, Metazoa, Chordata, Aves, Piciformes, Lybiidae.